UUUUUCAAUUAACUUUAAUGUCUCACUCCUUGUUAUUACAUCGGGGACAUUCUAGUAAAUUUCGAAAAAUACAACGUCUUCGUCGUCUAACGCCACAGUGGUACGAAAUUGCAGAAAGGUCCACGGUCAGCUUUUCUCUGUUAAAUAUUAUUUAUUUAUUGAAAUUUGUGGCAUUCAAUUGAAAAGGUUAGGCGUUGUUCCGAAGGAAAAUCCGAAAUCGACAAAGCGAAGAGAGAAAGAGAGAAAGAAAAGAUCAAGGAUGGCGAAGAAGAACGGUGAAGAGGUGGUGAUGGGAGUUCCGUACUACGCGUCGCAGAAUCCGUACCAAGCGGGAACGAUCCCGCCAAACGCCGUAUUUGGGGAUCCAAAGGGCAUUCCAAUACAACAGACCAUUUACAGAGACACUCCCGCCCCAUUCAACUGCGUUUACUGUGGUAAUUCCGGAGUUACCACCGUCAGAUCAAAGCCAAGCCUGGCAGCUGUUAUUGGUUGCAUGAUGCCGAUGAUGCUUGGAAUUUGCUUUCUUUGCCCUUCUAUGGACUGCCUUUGGCAUAAAUAUCAUUAUUGCCCAAGCUGCAAUGAAAAGGUUGCCGACUUUGAGAAAUCGGAUCCUUGUGCUGUGAUGGAUCCUCCACACUGGACACAGCAAAGCUUUGCUCUACCUGGAAUAUAAGAAGUUUUGUAUUUGUGACUGUUUGGAUGUAUUUCCUUGUCUGCUUGUUAGGAUCCAUAAGAUUGCUGGUAUAUAUAUAUAUAUAUAUAUAUAUUUUAAAUUACUGUAAAGAACUAUAUUCAUGUAUAUGACAUGUUUAUUGUUCGGGUAUUCUUAUGAUCAAAUUAUCAAAAUACUCUCCUGCUCUAAUGAAAUGUCUCCGUGCACUUUGCUAAAUGUGUGCUUUUUUCUUA
Ziziphus jujuba (common jujube) is the source of this 906-nucleotide messenger RNA. Its product is annotated as GSH-induced LITAF domain protein. Gene Ontology annotation, molecular function: zinc ion binding. NCBI's taxonomy places the organism in Eukaryota, Viridiplantae, Streptophyta, Magnoliopsida, Rosales, Rhamnaceae. The transcript is spliced from 3 exons. The record is from RefSeq and is a predicted model, not a curated record. Bases 260 to 673 code for a protein of 137 amino acids.